This is a messenger RNA of Daphnia magna, 1712 nucleotides long. RefSeq names its product ankyrin repeat and BTB/POZ domain-containing protein 1. The transcript has 10 exons. Bases 119 to 1582 code for a protein of 487 amino acids. The record is from RefSeq and is a predicted model, not a curated record. Gene Ontology annotation, molecular function: protein binding. Lineage: Eukaryota; Metazoa; Arthropoda; Branchiopoda; Diplostraca; Daphniidae. Gene Ontology annotation, cellular component: ubiquitin ligase complex; cytoplasm.
UUCCAAUGUCAACACGCUAGCUGUAACUACAGACGACUUAAAUUUUUGGCCAACGAACGUUGAGAGCAGACUCUCUCUUGAACGUCGAUCAAAAUUUUAAUGAGAAUUAUUUUUUUAAAUGGAUCUACGGGAACUAUUUCUUAGUUGUCGAUCUGGAAAUUUAAAAAAGAUCAAGUAUUUAGUAGAACAUAAGGAGGUCGAUCUAAACGUUCGAGACAGGUGGGAUAGUACACCUUUGUACUAUGCAUGCCUUUGUGGACAUGUAGAGCUUGCAGAGUACCUAUUAGACAAUGGCGCACAAUGUGAAGCCCAAACAUUUGAUGGAGAGCGCAUUCUUUAUGGUGCCUUAACAAAUGAAAUUCGGAACAAGUUAAAGAACUAUAAAGUAAUUUCAUCCUCUGUUGUGGUUCGUGAUGAAUACGAAGAGUUCCUGAGAAAGCUGCUUGAUUUGGGAGACUACAGUGACUUCUCAUUCUAUUUGCAAGGGGAAGAAAUUGCUGUGCACCGUUUCAUUUUAGCUGCAAGGUCUCCUUAUUUUAGUGAAGCAUUUCAAGAAAGAUGGACCUCAAAAAGAACAGUGAAACUUCAAGAUAAACUGGUUGAUCUGGCUGCAUUUAAAUCAGUUGUUCAAUACUUGUAUAGUGGACGCCUCAAUACACUUCUAGAUGACGUAGACGAGUGCAUACGUCUAGCUAUCCAGUGUCGCCUUCCAUAUUUGAAAGAUAGUUUAGAAGCAGCCAGAAAGCGGGCCACAGCAUUCGCUGACACCAAACCGGGAACAAAGAUAAAAGUCCUGUUGCUGGAGUCGAAAGAAUUUCGGGCAGAAAUACAGCGCGAUUUGGGUCAAUUGGCGAAACAAGCAAUUCCAUCCGGUUUAAUCACGAACGAUUUAUUCAUCCAAGCUACUCUUGAACUGCCCAUUCUCGUUGACGUCUGUUUCGUCGUUGAUCGUCAACAAUUCUUAUGUCAUAAAGCUGCCUUUGUUGGGCGAAGCGAGUACUUCAGAGCUUUUUUUCGGGAUCACUUUAGAGAAACUUCGCGCACUGAUUUAUGCAAAGGAUCCAUAAAUCCUAGAGAUGAAGAAACAGUAAAAGGUUCAGAACUUGAACGCGUGAUGCUACGUGACGUAACGCCAGAGGUGUUUGCGCAAGUGGUAUACUACGUCUACUGUAACUCUGCUCAGCUCACCGUGGAUAAUGUUUACGAACUUCUUAACAUUGGCGAGCUGUACUUGAUGCCUGGUUUGAAGAAACUUUGCGCAAAUUUCUUAAUCAGUGCAAUCGACUCCAAGAAUGUCGUCAGCCUGAUAAAAGUGUCUAGAAUUUACAAUUUACCUCGUAUUGAAGUCUCCUGCAUUGAAUUUGUCGCCAAGAACCUUGAGGAAGUUGCGGAAUUAGAAAAUUUUCAUCAACUUAUUCUUGAAGAUGCAUUUGAAGUAAAAGGCCGUCAGGAGAUGGACACGAUCGCAGUCAUUGAUGAUUUACGGUAUCAAAUUGAUCUUUUGCACCAAAGCUCACCCAUCGCUUACGAGAAACAUAAAUUAAUUGAUCAAUUGCUACAAAAUUUGAAUCUGGAAGCAUGAAAAACUUUCCUUUAUAUGGAGAUUUAAUUGCAGAUGAAGUUUCCUAUGACUCAAAAAACAGGCAAAUUCGAUUUUAACUUACAUUUGGUAACAAAACAUAAUUGAUUAAAUACAUGAACAUAAUAAAGUA